Molecule: messenger RNA, 546 nt
Organism: Mesocestoides corti
Lineage: Eukaryota; Metazoa; Platyhelminthes; Cestoda; Cyclophyllidea; Mesocestoididae
Source: the annotation of a GenBank genome assembly
AUGCUGAAGAAUCUUCGGCCUGGUGUGCAGGUUUUCUUUACCUCCGACGAAGGUGAAAACUUGGACGGUGAGAUUUUGUUCUCCGAUGAUAAUAGGAAGUUCUUCAUGUUUCAGCGGCCCGCGAAAUCUGGUCUCCAGAAUACGUACGACGUGUACCUGUAUCGGCAUGAUAACGUAAAAGAUAUGCGGAUAGUUAAACAGAAUAGUGUAACAUCGUUUCCCGAGAUUGAUUUAGACAAGAUAGCCGCACGGUCCCUUCAUAACGAAGAAGUGGAACGUGAGCGAUUGAAGCUUUUCGAAUCCGAUGUCCCAAAAAAUGUGCGCGAUCUUGCUGAGCAUUUGUCUAAAACCUUACCGGCGGAUCCAAAAAUGCCUGUUCAUUGGGAAAAACCUGAUCUCCAUGUCCUCGAACAAACUGUUAUAAAACCUCCCUACUCCGUUGAAAGUGUACAUCAAAAAAAUGAUUCCACUAAGGCAAAGGACGAGCGCAAUUACAUUCGUAAAUUGGUUGAAAACUUUUACACGAAACGGAGUUCUCCAUCUUGA